Messenger RNA from Heterobasidion irregulare TC 32-1, 3771 nucleotides. RefSeq lists its product as uncharacterized. The coding region runs from base 1 to 3006 and encodes 1001 amino acids. Gene Ontology annotation, biological process: histone catabolic process. Gene Ontology annotation, molecular function: ubiquitin-protein transferase activity; sequence-specific DNA binding; chromatin binding. The transcript has 19 exons. NCBI's taxonomy places the organism in Eukaryota, Fungi, Basidiomycota, Agaricomycetes, Russulales, Bondarzewiaceae. The record is from RefSeq and is a predicted model, not a curated record. Gene Ontology annotation, cellular component: Lid2 complex.
AUGUCCGUCUACAUCACCCUCAAGAGCGGCGACCAGGUCAAAGUCAACGACCAUGUCUACUGCUCCCCGAGCUGGGCCGUGCGCGACGGCACGCCCUACUCCGUCGCGCGCAUCAUGGAGUUCCUCUCCCCCGAAGGCGCCCGCACUUCGGCCGACGCCACCGACAAGCGCGGCGCCACCGCCGCUCACAUCAUCAGCACCAACAAGACCAGCAAGACCAGCAACGCCCACGCUUCGAGCUCGACCCCCGCCACCGCCGCCGCCUCCCACCCGACCCCGACCACCGCUGCCUCCUCGUCCGCCUCCGCCCCCGCCGUCGCCCCCGCCGUCGCCGUCCCUGGCCACCCCGCCACCGCCACCGCCACCGCUGCGGCCGCCCCGCAAUACACGCGCGUGCGCCUCGCGUGGUACUAUCGCCCCUCGGACGUGAGCGACCGCCCCGUCGCGGACGCGCGCCUGCUGCUCGCCGCGAUCUACUCCGAGAUCUGCGACGUCGCGCAGCUGCGCGCCAAGUGCUUCGUCGUGCACCGCGACAAGAUCACGGACCUCGCCGGGUGGAAGCGCCGCCCGGACAGGUUCUACUUCAACCGGCUGUUCGACCCGUACAUCAAGAAGGAGUUCGAGGUCAUCCGCUCGGACGACGUGCGCAACCUGCCGUCGAAUAUCAGGGAGGUCCUCACCGCGCGCUACGAAUACGUCGUCGCCGAGAAAGAAAUCGUGCCCGACCUCACCGACACCGUCCGCGAAUGCAACACCUGCGACAAAUGGUGUCCGCCCCCCGAAUCCGUCCGCUGCGACCGCUGCAAAGGCUUCUUCCACAUGUCCUGCGUGCAGCCCCCGCUCAUCUCCAAGCCCACACGCGGCUACGGCUGGACCUGCGCGCCGUGCGCGCGCGCGCACGAGAAGGCCGUCGCGGGGCACGACGCCCGCCCGCCCGCGCCCGCGCCGAAGCCCAAGUCCCACGCGCCCCCCGCGCGCGGCCGCGGGCGCCCGCGCAAGGACCGCUCGCUCGCGGAGAAGGAAGAGAGCGUCGAGGUGAAGCACUUCAAGAUGUGGCCGUUCCGCUAUUUCGGGCUGUACACCGUCGCAGAAGACACGCUAGAUCCCGACGACCUCAUCUUCCCUCGCUCUGCGACGCGCAUGGGGCCCAAAUACCAAGCGACCAUCCCUGCCCUCGGAACCGCCUUCGACUCUGACCUGGAGGAGCGCGGCAGCGACGAAACGAUCGAGGUCCUGAGCGUCGUGCUGCAGAUGUCCGAGAGCGAAGGCGCGUGCGCGCGCACGACGGCAGUGGAGAACAGGAAGGCGCGGCUGACCGCGAAGCAGGACGUGCGGAGCAGCGUCGACUGGCUCACGGAGGUGACGCGGCGCUUCUCGCAGGCGUGGCUCGCCAAGCGCGACUUCGCGUCCGUGACGAUGUCGAACCCGUUCCGGCUCGAGAAGUGGAAGAAGACGGAGACGCGGUUCGCGGACCGCAGCUGGGACGAAGACGAGAAGGCCGCGUUUGAGGAAGCGAUUGCCACGUAUGGCGCUGAACUGCGCCCUGUCCGCGACGAGGUCGGUACGAGGACGAUCGAGGAGGUCGUGAGGUACUACGGCCACUGGAAGAGCGGUAAGCUCGGGGAGGAGAACCAGCGCCGGCGUCGCGCGCGCUUAGCCGGCGAGCCCGAUCCCGGCGCCGCGGAUGCGUUGGGCGGCGGCGCGGGCGCGGGUGUGGACUCGGACGACGAGGGCUCAAUCGUGAAGCAGCCGACGCGGGCGAACGGGAGCUGCGGCGCGUGCCGGACGCGCGAGUCCAAGGUGUGGUGGAAGGCGCCCAAGGGCCUGCCGACGAACGUGCUGUGCGACGCGUGCGGGCUCAGCUGGCGCAAGUACGCGGACCUGAACCACAUGCGGCCCGUGCGCGAGGAGAGCGUCGCGGGCAAGGCGAAGACGACGGAGAAGCGCGAGGGCACGCCGCUCGGCGGGCCGAGCGCCAAGCGGCCAAAGACGGCGGGCUCGGUGCGGUCGUCGCCGCAGCCGCCCACGGGUGCGUCCCACCAGCCGCACUGCCUGGCGUGCAAGAAGAGCGUCGGAAAGGUGCUCACGUGCCAGCACUGCCAGACGCGGGUCCAUGCCGCUGCCGGCGGCGUCGUCGCCGAGCCAGGCGCAGAGACGUGGACGUGCGAUCUCUGCGGCAACGACAAGUCCGCCGAGGCAUCUCUGAACACCGGCUGUCUUCUCUGUCCUCCCCGCAGCAAGAGCAAGCACCUCUACCCGUCGUACCUCCGCGUGUGCAAGCCCACCGAAGGCCAGGGCUGGGCGCACGUCCUCUGCUCCGUGUUCAUCCCUGAAAUCACGUUCUCCGACGCCUCCCGCCUGCGCGUGGUCGAGGGCAUCAGCACGAUCCCCCACUCCCGCUGGUCCUCCUUUUGCGCCAUCUGUCUUCAGCCCGGUGGCGCCGUGAUCCGGUGCAGCGAGUGCCCGCACGAGUUCCACGUCUCGUGUGCCUGGGCCCAGGGGUACAAGUUCGGCUUCCAGCACCAGCCCAUCCGGAACCGGAAGGACCCGACGGUGACCGUCAAGUUCGGCCAGUGGGUCGGCGCGAUGGUCCCCGCCGUCCGCUGCAGGGACCACCACCACGAACCGUCCAAGCAGACGAUGUUCGGCAUCUGCGAGACCAACGAGCUCGGCGAGACGGCGCUGCAGGUGUACUGCAAAACAUACAAGCAGGCCCAGGUCGCGCAGUCGCACGCGCUCCUCCGCAAGGCGCGCCGCUUGGACGAGAUCCUCAAGGAAAAGGACGCGGCUCCGAACGGCACGAACGGCGUGACCGAAGCCGCCGCCGCCGCCGUUUCCUCCGCCGAGCCGCGCUGCUCGCGGUGCAAGACGAUGUACUCGCCCUUCUUCCACCGUGUCCCCGAGUACUACCACAACCACAUCAAGGGAGACCCGGAGGGCUCAUACCUAUGCCAUCGAUGUCACGGGAACGACAUGCCGGGUGUGGGCAGGCGGGCGGGCUCGUAAUCGUUCAUCAGCAUUGGCGGGCGCGCGCCUGUACUGUAUAUGAUUACAUGUUGUUCCUAAGGAUGUAACGAUAGAGAAUGAUAGUCACUGAACAUGCCACGGGUGUCAGGAGAGUACAUGUGGGAGGGCAAAACAGAAUAAAAGCAAAGGAUAAGCAACCAAGACGACAGAAGAGACCAAACAAAAAGUAAUCUAUGAUUUCACCCUCUUAUAAUACAAUACAUAAGCAGGUUUUCCAACGACUUCUUUGGCAUCAGCCGAGGUGAUGCGGCUGUCGUCGCAGUAGAGCCAACCUCCGCGAGACGCGAUGAAGGCAGUGUAAUGGCCACUGCUGAGACUCCCAACGUGGUUAGUGACGGCAUAGAGGUCGUAUCGGUAUGGAGGAACUUGGAGCCGCGGAUCGUCCACACUCAUCGACUGGGACUGACUGCGAUCGACGCCCGGUGGGAGGGGUGGUGGCAUGUAGUUCGUCAGAUCCAAACCCUUGAGCGGGAAGUCGACGUUCUUCUCGAUCUUGUCGGUAAAGGGGCCCUUGAACGAGAACCGUUUGAGAUGGACAAGGAGGACCGGCGGGAGACGCGACAACGAGAGUCGCUUCGUGGCCUUGCGCAGAACCUUGCAGUGGGGACAGUUCCAGGCAUCAGAUUUCUCCAUGACCUCCUCUUUGAAAAAGGCAUCUAAACAAUGUUGAAGGGAUAUCUUUUGGAUCUUGUUGGUCGGCACGGGAAGAGAGAGGUACAUGAAGCUGUUAUAGGUGGUAGACGU